Molecule: messenger RNA, 1272 nt
Organism: Scedosporium apiospermum
Lineage: Eukaryota; Fungi; Ascomycota; Sordariomycetes; Microascales; Microascaceae
Exons: 3
Coding region: 1-1272 (423 amino acids)
Source: RefSeq, a predicted model, not a curated record
AUGCCUUCCCAAACGGCAGGGAUCCCUCCCGGCAUCCAUGUCAAACCCGAGGCGUCACCAACUUCGACUAGCAUGGCAGCAGCCGUCGAUGCAAGCUGGUCUGAGCAUUCAGCACCGCCGCCACCGCAGACGCCAUCUAUAGAACCUCACGGCGGCAUACAUUGGGAUCUCGCAAACUUCUCGAUGGAUAGCUUUCUAGGAAGCGGCGGGGCUGGCGAUAUGGCGACAAGGCAACAGAUGCAGAUGGCGGGAGCGGAAAACAAUCAUCACCAUCUUCAACACAACAAUGCUGCGAACAUCAGGGUGGAUCUCGAGCCUACGAUUCUCUCCCCUACUGAAUCUCAGGCCCGUUCUUCGGCUGAGCCCGACGGUAUUCCUUCGAAGUCACGAAAGCGUAAAGGGUCGAGGACUGUGUCAUCACUAACACCAGCACAACUUGAACGAAAGAGGAGCAAUGACCGUCGGGCGCAAAGAGCCAUCAGGGAAAGGACCAAGCGACGAAUGGAAGACUAUCAAAACGUCGUGGCUCAAAAGGACGACAUGAUUAUGGCACUUUCCAGAAGAGUUCAAUGCUUAGAAGAAGAACUUGCUCGGUUAACUCACGGAGAGCCAUGCUCUGUAGCCACUCAAGUCGGAGACGUUUGCGAAAAGGCACAGGACCUUUCAAGGCGUGUAGGUCCAACCUCACGCUCCUCUUCCCUGUCAAUCAGCGUCGCGGAUAGCCAAAGCAGCACAGCGACUUCGGAUGAAACGGCAGCAUCUUCGAUAGCUUCGAGCAGGCGCGGUACCCUAGCAGUGGUGAACCCUGGCCCCAGUGGAGUAGUUGGGGCCUUUGAUAGGCUUGAUUCGGAUUACGAGCCUUCAUCUUUACUUGGAUUUCCAACCGCCGCACCAUCCAACACGACACCGUCAUGGCCUCCUCCUCCCAGUGCUCAGGCGCUACCACCAACUGUACACACAGGAGCAACCUCAACUGCCCCUGUGCCCGAAGACAAUAUUCAUGCAUACUUUCGAAACGCAGCUCUCAUAGGAUCCUCAAACGUGCAGGCCAGGUCUCAACGUGUUAUGGAGGACCCAUCGGGAGGAGAGCCUCACAACUUCCGCACUAUGUCUGUCCGGGAUGGAAACUAUGGUGGCUGGAUCUCUCAGGCCCAAGGUCCGCAACAUUCGUGCUGGCACGUUGACCGCCAGGCUGGAACAUGGCCGUCGUGUGGUGGGGAGCGAGACGCAGAAUACGGUAAGGUUUACUACUACUCUUCUUGUGUGUUUUAA